CCGUUCAAUAUGGCGUCCUCCACAGACUGUUGACAAGAAGAAUAAAAUUAAAAAUUAAUACAUUACUUUUAGGCAUUGACUCUUACAUAUUAUGGAGACUGAAAAUUUACAUAAUCAGAAUAAUUUAGAUGAUUUUGUGUGUUUAGAUAUUUUUGAUGACGACAAUUUCUUAACAAAGAGACCCACAUGUGAUCGCUGCAAACGUCCGACAACUGUAUGCUGGUGUCCAUUUCUACCAUGUGAACCUGUGAAAGUGGAAACUAAUUUAUUCAUUCUUCAGCAUCCUUUUGAGGAAUCAAGAUGUCUUCGUACAGUGCCAAUUUUACAGAACUGUAUUUCUCCAGAGAAAUGUCAAGUAAUCAUAGGAAAGCGUUUCAACUAUUUAAGGAAUCCAGAACUAAAACCUGUGUUUGAUUUGCCGACUACCCUUUUACUGUACCCUGGAGAAGAUGCCAUAGACAUUACAGCACUGCCUACAGAUACAUCAUACACACUAGUCCUUCUUGACGGUACAUGGGCUCAAGCUAAAGGAAUCUACUCACAGAAUGCCAUUUUAAAAACUCUCAAAAAAGUACAAAUAAAAAUUGAGGAAAAAAGCAAGUAUGUGAUUAGGACACAGCCCAGUGAUACAUCAUUGUCAACAUUAGAAACAGCUGCCCUUGCUAUUUCUACCUUAGAAAAGAAACCACAUAUAUAUGAGGUAUUGACUGGUCCAUUGGUUGCGCUGUGUAACUUUCAAAUUCAACAUGGCGCCUCAGAACACCAGAGCAAAGAAUUUCGGGUAGAAAAUGGUCUGUGGCCUAAACCUCUGCGUAGAUCUGUACAGAAAAGACUGGCAGAGAAGUGGGAGAAGGAAAAGAGCAAGUCAAACAGCUAACAUUAGCACCAACUAGUCCUGUAUUCAAAUUUCUUAUGUCUCAAGGCAAUUUCAAUCCUUCUAGUUUUUAAUAUAGAUAUUUAACUGAUUGCAGAACUAAUGAGAGUAAAAUGUUUAUUUAUUUAUAUGAACUAAAUGAAUAUUUAUAUUGUGUUUGUGGUAGAUGGUUACUACUUUGUAGUAAUGGUUACUUGUUUGUAUGUGGUGAAUGGCUACUAUUGUGGUAUAGUUACUACUGCUAUAAAUGAUAACUAUUGUUUUUUUGUCUGUACUCUUCUUUAUGAAGGCUGAUGUUAUUGUUUCGGUGAAGUUGGUGUAAUGAUGAUAAACUAUAACGGUUUUAAAAUUUUGUAUUUUCAUGAUUAAGAGCAAAGGGGAAAAGUGAAGCAUAUUUAAAAUGAA
This is a messenger RNA of Physella acuta, 1279 nucleotides long. RefSeq names its product tRNA-uridine aminocarboxypropyltransferase 2-like. NCBI's taxonomy places the organism in Eukaryota, Metazoa, Mollusca, Gastropoda, Physidae. The record is from RefSeq and is a predicted model, not a curated record.